Apaloderma vittatum (bar-tailed trogon) is the source of this 1229-nucleotide messenger RNA. RefSeq names its product SPARC related modular calcium binding 1 (gene SMOC1). Gene Ontology annotation, molecular function: extracellular matrix binding; calcium ion binding; heparin binding. NCBI's taxonomy places the organism in Eukaryota, Metazoa, Chordata, Aves, Trogoniformes, Trogonidae. Gene Ontology annotation, cellular component: basement membrane. The record is from RefSeq and is a predicted model, not a curated record. Gene Ontology annotation, biological process: extracellular matrix organization. The annotation marks the transcript as partial. The transcript is spliced from 9 exons.
CUGUGGAGAUGGUGGCAAGCGUGUUUCUUUUCGAUUCUUUUUAACUCUCAAUUCAGAUGAUGGUUCGAAGCCAACACCUACCAUGGAAACCCAGCCUAUUUUCGAUGGAGAAGAAAUCACAGCACCCACACUUUGGAUUAAGCACUUGGUCAUCAAAGAUUCCAAACUGAACAGCUCCAGUAUAAGAAAUUCAGAGAAAGUUCACUCCUGUGACCAGGAAAGGCAGAGUGCCCUGGAAGAGGCCAGGCAAAACCCCCGUGAGGGUAUCGUCAUCCCUGAGUGUGCUCCUGGAGGGCUCUACAAACCGGUGCAGUGCCACCAGUCGACUGGAUACUGCUGGUGUGUCCUGGUGGACACGGGACGACCACUGCCUGGAACUUCCACUCGCUACGAGACCCCAGUGUGCGAGAGCGAUGCCAGAUCGAAGAGCACAGAGAUUGAUGAUCCAUUCAAGGACAGAGAACUUCCAGGCUGCCCAGAAGGGAAGAAAAUUGAAUUUAUUACCAGCUUACUUGAUGCUCUGACUACGGACAUGGUACAGGCUAUAAAUUCUGCAGCACCUACUGGGGGUGGGAGAUUUUCUGAGCCAGACCCGAGCCACACGCUGGAGGAGCGGGUGGUACACUGGUACUUCAGCCAGCUGGACAACAACAGCAGCAACGACAUCAACAAGCGGGAGAUGAAGCCCUUCAAGCGUUAUGUAAAGAAGAAAGCCAAGCCCAAGAAAUGUGCCCGACGCUUCACUGACUACUGUGACCUCAACAAAGACAAGUCGAUCUCGCUUCAGGAGCUGAAGGGGUGCUUGGGAGUCAGCAAGGAAGGAGGUAGCCUGAGCAGUUUCCCCAAUGGAAAAAGACAAGGCCUUAACCCUUUCAUAGGUCGCCUGGUGUAGCAGCAGAAGAUGGAAAGGGAAGGCAGGAGCCGAUCCAAAGGAAAGAAAGAUCCAGCGACAGACAGACAGACACCUCGCUGCUUGUGAGCAAGCAGACAGCAUCAGCAACAUCCAGCGUAGCAGAAGUGGCACCCAGAAUGUUUGCACUUUGUAAUAAUUGGUUUGGGUUUGUUUUUAAUUGCUUUUCAAUGCCAUUAUCUAAUACUUUGGAGAGUGGGGGGAAUCAGGAUCACAACUUUUUAAAAUUGGAACAGCUACUGAUGACAUAAAAUUGAGUUCACUGGGACUCAGAGAAAGAGAAUUUUAUAUACUGUAUAUAAAUAUAUAUGUAAAUUGU